ACUUUAAAAAAUCGUCAUGUCAGUCACAAAGUCAAGACAAAAUGUCGACAUCAAUAUAUUUAUAGAAAAUGGAUAUUUUAUCAUUAAAACAGACACAUUAAAACCAUUGAAGCAGUAUAACGUUAUAGAUAUGAGUUGACGAUAGGAAGGAAAUAAUUAAAACCUAAUCAUGCAGUGCAACCAAUCUUUCUGCGGAAACGGUUUCACCAAUGGAUUUUAUAGUUGUAGUAACAAUAAUGCACCUCUACAAACCACAUAUCCAGAAAUAGUUGGAGAAGGAGAAGUUACGUCAGUGACAUUACCUGAUGGGACAAUACAGUUCUUUUUCAUACCGACAGUCAAGUGGUGGACACCUGUCGUGCCGCCAUGCUAUCCCCCGUACUCCAAUGUACGCGGUCCCCCUUUCCAUCCAAACUAUAGCGCCUCGCCCUACAGUAUUAAUGCUGGAACAUGGUUUAUUAGGAGUAUAUCAAAUCCAGUGCCUCUGGCUCAGCCACAGAAUCCAUUUAUCCCGACAUGCCAGCGAACCGAAGUUCCGAGACUGCGGUUUGCUUCCGAUUGCCUUAUGAACACUGGAAAUAAUGGAUUUCAACUCAAGUUUCACAACGACGGUUGCAGUUCGACAACCGACUUACACUACUUUUGCCCCAGCUUACGUAAGGAAGCACCAUGCAAAGGAACGGCCAACGUUCAGAUUGACACACCAAUAACCAGCACAGUGUGCCACUACGAAGUCGUCUGCGGCAAGCCUUGUAACUGCAAGGCGGCUGCUAAACCACCGUGCCCACAGACAACAGAUAGCGUAACGCAACCUAUGAGUUUAGAAUCAAUAUGCGACUGCAGGAACACUAAAAGUAAUAACACCAUCACUACUGACGAUUGUUCCUGCGAAGACCUCAGUAAAAAACGUAAUAAACGCACCAAAGAUAAGAAAUCGAAACGAAAAAAGAAAAAGAAGGAGCAUGUUGUUUGUUGUUGUGAUGCAGCUGCCGGAGCACCCACUGCUGACAAGUCGAUGGCAACAUAUGACGAGAAAUGUUGCUGCACUGCCGCGACCCCCGACAAAACGAAAUCAGUACCAAGUAAAGAAAAAAAUACAUGCCAAUUACAGAAACUCUCAAAACUAACUUCAUGCAGCAAGACAUGCAAGCCUGUACAGUUCCUGAAUUCAGACGCGAUCCUGAAACGAUGUGAGGUUAAGACAGCAGACACAUGGCGACCUAACACAGCUUUCAGCAAGAGAGCAAUGAAAGACAGUCCUUCUGCGAACUUCGACAGUGAGAUAGAAUUGAAUGCGGCAUGUAACAGCAACUGCGGCACUUGCAGUGGGGACAAUAUCAGUGAUAAUGAAUAAAAAACUGUUUUAGGUAUUUAUACUUUGUUAUAAUACAAUUUAUUCCUUAAAGUUAAAAAUAACUAUUUACAUUGUUGAAAAUAAUAGUACAAGUAAUAAACAAAAACAAUUGAGAUUUUAA
Molecule: messenger RNA, 1475 nt
Organism: Spodoptera frugiperda (fall armyworm)
Lineage: Eukaryota; Metazoa; Arthropoda; Insecta; Lepidoptera; Noctuidae
Exons: 4
Coding region: 170-1354 (394 amino acids)
Source: RefSeq, a predicted model, not a curated record